This is a messenger RNA of Zonotrichia leucophrys gambelii, 540 nucleotides long. Its product is annotated as olfactory receptor 14J1-like. Gene Ontology annotation, biological process: G protein-coupled receptor signaling pathway. The coding region runs from base 1 to 540 and encodes 179 amino acids. The record is from RefSeq and is a predicted model, not a curated record. Gene Ontology annotation, molecular function: olfactory receptor activity; odorant binding. Gene Ontology annotation, cellular component: membrane. The transcript is spliced from 2 exons. Lineage: Eukaryota; Metazoa; Chordata; Aves; Passeriformes; Passerellidae.
AUGUGCUACGACCGCUACGUGUCCAUCUGCAAACCCCUGCACUACAGGAUCCUCCUGGGCAGCAGAGCUUGUGCCCACAUGGCAGCAGCUGCCUGGGUCAGUGGCUUUCUCUAUUCACUGCUGCACACGGCCAAUACAUUUUCCCUGCCCCUGUGCCAUGGCAAUGCCCUGAGCCAGUUCUUCUGUGAAAUCCCCCAGAUCCUCAAGCUCUCCUGCUCAAAUUCCCGCCUCAGGGAACUGCGGCUCAUCACAGUUAGUGCCUGCUUGCUGUUUGUUUGUUUUAUGUUCAUUGUUUUCUCCUAUGUGCAGAUCUUCAGGGCUGUGCUGAGGAUCCCCUCUGAGCAGGGACGGCACAAAGCCUUUUCCACCUGCCUCCCUCACCUGGCCGUGGUCUCCCUGUUCCUCAGCACUGGAACAGUUGCUCAUCUGAAGCCCCCCUCCAUGUCCUCCCCAUCCCUGGAUCUGUCCCUGUCUGUUCUGUACUCGGUGGUGCCUCCGAUCAUCAGUGCAGAUAUUGAAAUCCACGCUGGCUGGCUCUGA